CCAUUAAGAAUCCCACUUUAAGCAAGCUGCCGAAUACCGCUCCGUAUACCGCUCCGCGUCAAUCAGGCACCACCAACCAAACCUCUCUCUCUCUCUCUCUGAGAAGAAGAUUCAGAGUUCACGGUUCGAUCUUCUUCAACAUCUGCUCUCCCCACUUCCUCUUCUCUCUCAGGUACGCACCGGAUCAUCAUUCCCAUCUCUUAAUUCAAUUGAAUCACGACGACAAAGGUUAGAACUCAAAGAAAACCAUGAAUUCCAACUUCGGAAAGAACUUCGAUUUCGAUCUCGGCCUCGGAUCGUCACGAACAACAUCUCUCAACGACAAGAAGAACAAGAACUCCUCUUAUUCCUCGUAUUCCUCGUAUUCUUCCUCGUCCUCGGCGCAGUCGAAGCCGGCUUGGCAGCCGACCAAACCGUCCUGGACGCACCAGCCCGCGGCGGCGCCGAGUCAGCCGAGCUCCAUGGUCGGCGACAUCUUCGGCAAGAGCUGGUCCUCCGACCCUUCUUCUGGCAUUGGGAUCGUCGAUAAAAACCCUAACUUGUUCGGCGAUUUGGUGAAUUCCGCUCUAGGGCAAGACAAGACCGGCGCCGGUGGCUCUAACGCCAAUGCUCCGUUGAAGAAUUCCACUCCGGCGUGGAACAAGUCUCCGUUUUCGAUGGGAAAUAUGGCCGAUUCGUUACCGAAAACGAAUUGGGGAUCUACGGGGAAUUAUCAUACAAAUGUCAAUCCAAAUAGCUAUAGAAGUCCCAAUCUUGGUGGUCCUUCGAUGACAAGUUUGAAUAAUACUAGUGGUGGUGGUAAAAUUGGAUCUAACUCUAAGGAUCCAUUUGGUUCUUUGGUUGAUUUUAGCUCAAAGCCAUCGAGUAAUCCCAAUUCCAAUACUAAGAAUAGUAAGGUCAAUAAUAAUAAUGAUCAGGGGAAUAAUGUUUUUGGGGAUUUUCAGAAUGCCCCAAAACCAAGCACCACCACCAACAAUACAUUCCCAACUAGCAGUUUUACAUUUUCAAACCCAAGUUCUGGUUUGAACAUGGACGAUUUUCUCAAGCCCACAAACAGGGCUGCUCCUCCUCCUCCUCAGUCAUCUUCUGAUCCUCUUGGCAUGUUCUUUUCUUCAUCCACAACUGCUACCGCCACUGCGCCGAGUAAUGGGCUUGGAGGACUACAACAAUCCCAAUCGGAAAUGGAUGAUUGGGGAGUGGGAACAGAGUUCGGAGGCGAUGAUGGCGGCCCCACCACCGAGCUCGAUGGGCUGCCGCCGCCACCUGCUGGAGUCAAUGCGUCCGCGGCGAAGAACAAGGGGAUGGAUAACUACAAGCAGGGGCAGUAUGCUGAUGCCAUUAAGUGGCUAUCUUGGGCUGUGGUACUUCUUGAGAAAGCGGGCGAUACCAGUUCCGUUUUGGCAGAGGUUUUGUCGAGCAGAGCUUCGUGUUACAAGGAAGUUGGGGAGUAUAAGAAAGCUGUGGCGGACUGUACAACGGCGUUAGAACAAGAUGAAGCAAAUGUAUCUGUUCUCGUACAGCGCGCGCUCUUGUACGAGAGCAUGGAAAAAUACAAACUUGGGGCAGAAGACCUGAGGACUGUUAUGAAGUUUGAUCCUGGUAACAGGAUUGCAAGAAGCACAAUUCACCGCUUGACUAAAUUAGCAGACUAGAGAGGGUUGUGUUCUAUCUAGUUUUCUCAGACUCGUAUUAUGCGAGAAGUGUAUUCUCUUGGGUUUAUACCCUCUUCCCCUUUCAACAAAAAUUUGUGGGGGAAAUAUAUCUUUCUUGGUUGAAUUCGUGGACCCUUUUUUUUUCUGAUGAUAUUUUUUUCUUGUAUGAUGUGUUUUGGUUCUUUGUUUGCUUGUGUGUUGAAAAUUAUUCGAUGUUACAUGAAAAUAUGGUUCUGCUAUUUUGAAAAAAAAAAUUUAUUGUAUACC
Molecule: messenger RNA, 1919 nt
Organism: Morus notabilis
Lineage: Eukaryota; Viridiplantae; Streptophyta; Magnoliopsida; Rosales; Moraceae
Product: probable serine/threonine-protein kinase clkA
Exons: 2
Coding region: 249-1652 (467 amino acids)
Molecular function (GO): protein binding
Source: RefSeq, a predicted model, not a curated record